AUGGCUACCACCGCAGAGCCCGUGCUCUACCACAAGCUGCAGCUCUGGGAGCCUGGCAUGGAGUCAGAGGAUGAAGAAGAAGAGGAAGAGAUAGCAGAGCCACUGGUCCUCUCCCCCAGGAGACCCCAAGACACCCCCAGGAACAAGGUUGGCUGGCUGCCCGGAGCCUGGGCCCGCCUGUUGGGAGGCCUACUACUGCUGACUGUUAGUUGCUCCCUUGCUGUGAGGCAACUGUACAGUAGGGACAACCCAGAGGGAAGCUUAGGCUCUGUGAGCCCUCCUGUCAGCAGGCACUCCCAUCGCCCAGGUGUUUACCACCAUGGCGCCAUAAUCAGCCCUUCAGCCAUAUGUUCCCAGCUGGGUCAAGAGCUUCUUGUUGCUGGGGGCAAUGUCGUGGAUGCUGGAGUUGGAGCAGCUUUGUGUCUGGCGGUGGUACAUCCUCACUCAACAGGUCUAGGUGCCAUGUUCUGGGGCCUCUUCUACAAUAGCUCCUCAGGAACCUCAACUGCCCUGACAGCAGGUCCAGUCCAAACCCUGGCCCCUGGCCUGGGGCUGCCCUCAGCUCUGCCAGCCCUGCAUUUGCUUCAUGGACGUUUUGGCCACCUGCCCUGGCCACGCCUGCUAGUGGACCCCACCAUGGUGGCUCAAAAGGGUUUCGAGGUGGAUGCACCUCUGGCAAGUGCUCUAGCAGCCCAGGGCACAAAGGGCCUCUGUCCACUGCUCUGUCACGCAGAUGGGACCCCGCUGGGUCUUGGGGCUCAAGCCACUAACCCCAACCUGGCAGCUGUGCUGCACCAGGCAGCCCUAGCCUCCAGUCCAGAUCUUGCUGGGGAUGCCCUGCUGAGUCUGCUGGUCAGAGACCUGGGGCUAGAGAAGCCCUCUGCUUACCCCAUGCCCACCUUGGAACCUGCACUACAGCUUCUCAUACCCCAGGGUGUCCUGUUCACCACUCCUGGUCCCUCAGCUGGUCCAGAACUGUUGGCAGUGUUGGAAGAAGCCCUGACUUCCAAGAUACCCCACCCUGACCUGUGCCUACCACUCCUACAGACUGCUGUGACCCCCAUGAGCAGCGCUCUGGCCACCGUGGACAGCAGCGGCUCUAUGCUCCUUCUUACCUCCUCAAUCAACAGCUCCUUUGGCUCUGGACACCUGUCCCCAAGCACUGGGGUUCUGCUCAGCAACUUGGUAGUCAGGUCUGCACCUAGUGCCUGGGCCUGCCCACUCAUUCUCCAUGGCCUGGAUGACACAGAGGCUGAUACGUUGGGGCUGGUGACUUCAGGAACCCCCAAGGUGGCCAAAGCCAUGACUCGAACAUUACUCAGUCAUCUCGCAGGGCCCCAAGCCCAAAUCCAACAGCAGCCCCAGCAUCAAGCCCAACAAGGACCAACAGAGAGGCCUGGCAUUUGCGGCCAAGGGACCCUACUCCAGGUGGUAGCCCAUGCAGAACAUGCCUAUGUCUCCAGUGUCCCCAGUGGCUGCUGUCCCUUCCAGGGGUAUUAAAAGAGGGACAGGGUCUGGAGAGGACAGAAGCGUAUGGAACCUGAGGGCCAGAGCAGAGAAGGCCCAGCAGCAAUGAAUGUAUAUAGAAUGUGAUCGGUGAUGUAUUCUCUGCUCCAUCAGCCUGACCUCCACCCUGUUCAGUUACCUGGUUCUAGCUCUGGCAUCCAGGGCUAGCUCAACCAUGUUUCCUGGUACCUGCGUGGAAUUUCUGGCUCUUCUAUCAGCUAUGGAACUAGAAGGUAAUAAGAGCCCCAUUCAUCUAGAAGGAUGACUGGAGGAAUGCCAGCCCCUGCCUAGAUUCUGGUCCAUGGGGCAGGGGUGGACAUCUCAUCUCUAUCUUCCAUUGAUCAUUCUCCCCUGAUCUCUCUCAACUGGAAUGGAAAUGAAUAAAGUCCAAAUCUUCCAGGGGCCAAGUGCCAUUUCUGCUUUUUGGUUAAUUUCCCAUUAGCCUUUGAGGCCCCUGAUGUCACAGCUUCCCCCACAAUGAAUACCAGAGGCAAGCAGAGGUUGGGCUGCUGUCUUUCCGCUUCGCCCUGCUCUGCCCACCUUCUUCUUCCUG
This is a messenger RNA of Nannospalax galili (Upper Galilee mountains blind mole rat), 2059 nucleotides long. RefSeq names its product gamma-glutamyltransferase 6 (gene Ggt6). The coding region runs from base 1 to 1500 and encodes 499 amino acids. The transcript has 4 exons. The record is from RefSeq and is a predicted model, not a curated record. NCBI's taxonomy places the organism in Eukaryota, Metazoa, Chordata, Mammalia, Rodentia, Spalacidae. Gene Ontology annotation, cellular component: extracellular exosome.